GAUGAUUCAGACUUGACAUGGCACUCUUGCCGAGUAGGCAUGGCAUAGGCAUGGGUACAACAAAAUAAUACGAGGAUUUGAGUUUCGUGCCAAAACGAAAGGCAUCUUCUGAUUUGACACUGACAACUGACAGGCCCCUCUCACUCUCUCUCUCUCCUUCUAUCUCUCUGAGAAACGAGAACCCAGAAACGAACAUAGAAAUUGGCACCAUUUUGGUUGGUCUUGUUGAAAUGCAUCAAUGGAUGAGGAAAUCAGGGACGAUUGUCAACCAUUUCAAAUCUCUGCUCUUGGUUACCAACAAUCUCAGCUCUUGGAGGAGUUACUCGUUUGUUAAAAGAUGUCAAUUUGCUGCUUCAUUUGCUCACAAUCUCCCAGUCGCUGAUGGAGAUUUCAUCAAUUCAUCAACCCAUUUCUGCUCCCGUCGCUUUGAAUCCGUGAAAGCAGAAAAGAUGGCGAAUAAUGUUGAUGACAAUCAGGCUUUAGAGCUUCCAGAAGGAAAGGUCAAAUUCACUCCUAAAUUGAGGUUCAUAUCUGAGACGGCUGAUGAGCGGGAAUGCUGCUAUCGGGUCCUUGAUGAAAAUGGAAACCGAAUUUCAUCCAGUAACUAUGUAGAGGUCAGUAAAGAAGUCGCUAUAAAAAUGUACACCGACAUGGUUACUCUCCAGACAAUGGACACCAUUUUCUAUGAAGCACAAAGGCAAGGAAGAAUUUCCUUCUAUUUGACUGCAGUUGGAGAAGAGGCCAUCAAUAUUGCAUCUGCUGCCGCACUCACAAUUGACGACAUUGUCUUUCCUCAGUACAGGGAGGCUGGAGUGUUAUUAUGGCGUGGUUUCACUAUACAAGAAUUUGCAAACCAGUGUUUCAGUAACAAAGCUGAUUAUGGGAAAGGCAGGCAGAUGCCAAUCCAUUACGGGUCUAACAAGCACAAUUAUGUCACUGUAGCCUCAACUGUGGCUACACAACUACCGCAAGCUGUUGGUGCUGCGUAUUCCUUAAAGAUGGAAAAACAAGAUGCAUGUGCAAUUGCGUAUGUUGGUGAUGGUGGCACUAGCGAGGGUGAUUUCCAUGCUGCUUUGAAUUUUGCGGCUGUUACGGAGGCUCCAGUUAUAUUUUUCUGUCGGAACAAUGGAUGGGCCAUCAGUACACCUACUUCAGACCAGUUUCGGAGUGAUGGUGUUGUUGUCAAAGGUCGGGCUUAUGGAGUUCGAAGCAUCCGAGUAGAUGGUAAUGAUGCACUUGCCGUGUAUAGUGCAGUUCAUGCAGCACGUGACAUGGCUAUCAGAGAACAGAGACCAAUCUUAAUUGAGGCAUUAACGUAUCGAGUGGGACACCAUUCCACGUCAGAUGAUUCGACCAAGUAUCGUCCAGUCGAAGAGAUUGAAUGGUGGAAAAUGGAACGAGACCCUGUAACCCGAUUUAGAAAAUGGAUGGAAAACAACAGUUGUUGGAGUGAUAAGGCAGAAUUAGAGGCUAGAAACAGUGCUAGAAAGCAGAUAUUACAUGCAAUCCAAGAAGCAGAGAAAGUUGACAAACCUCCACUUGCAGACAUUUUCACAGAUGUAUAUGAUUCUCCCCCUUCCCAUCUCUGUGAGCAGGAGAAAUUGCUAAGAGAGGCGAUUAAAAGACACCCUCAGGAUUACCCAUCUGAUGUUCCUCUCUGAAUUUAUCCCAUUAUACAUAUAUGUGCAUACAUCAUACAUGCAUAAAUUAUUUAAUUAAAUAAAAUAU
Messenger RNA from Prunus avium (sweet cherry), 1728 nucleotides. RefSeq names its product thiamine diphosphate-binding fold (THDP-binding) superfamily protein. The record is from RefSeq and is a predicted model, not a curated record. Gene Ontology annotation, molecular function: oxidoreductase activity, acting on the aldehyde or oxo group of donors, disulfide as acceptor. NCBI's taxonomy places the organism in Eukaryota, Viridiplantae, Streptophyta, Magnoliopsida, Rosales, Rosaceae. Gene Ontology annotation, cellular component: oxoglutarate dehydrogenase complex. Gene Ontology annotation, biological process: branched-chain amino acid catabolic process.